Molecule: messenger RNA, 1955 nt
Organism: Ahaetulla prasina
Lineage: Eukaryota; Metazoa; Chordata; Lepidosauria; Squamata; Colubridae
Gene: S100A5
Product: S100 calcium binding protein A5
Exons: 2
Coding region: 715-1053 (112 amino acids)
Cellular component (GO): cytoplasm; nucleus
Molecular function (GO): calcium ion binding
Source: RefSeq, a predicted model, not a curated record
AUAGAAUAGAAUAGAAUAGAAUAUAGAAUAGAAAAAAAAUGAAAUGCCUCUUAAGGAAAGAAUACACACCCCUUCUCCCUAAAACCAAAAUUUUAGAGUUAAGAUUGAAGAUUGAAAAAACCCCAAAAGUUUAGAUUUUAUCGGACAAAUUCCAAAUAAAACAACUUACAUUGGGGGCUGGGGCGUUGAAGCACGUUAAAAAAAUACAGCUUAUAUCGGGCAACAAUUACAAACCAAUAGAAAAACUGGCAUUUUUUAAAAAAAAAGCUAGUGUUUCUCAAAUGGAAACUUAUGAUACGUGGACUUCAACUCCCAGAAUUCCCCAGCUAGGAGAAAACAUUUCCCAGCCAGGGGAAUUCUGGGAGUUAUAGUCCACGUAUCUUAAAAGUCGCUAAAACGGGAUGAAAUGACGAAGCGGAGAAAGCUGAAUAUACAAACCGGGUCGGAAACUUCUUUAAGAUACGUGGACUUCAACUCCCAGAAUUCCCCAGCUAGGGAAAGACAUUUCCCAGCCAGGGGAAUCCUGGGAGUUGGAAGUCCACAGAUCUUAAAAAGUUGCUCAAAUGGAGAAAUGACAAAAGUAGAAGAAGCCGAAGAUAAAAAACCGAGUUAUUACAGAGGCCGGAAAUUAAAUGCAGGAGCGGAAAUAAUACUCGGCGAAUGCAAAAAUCAGAUCGUCACCCCCUCCCCGUCCCCUAUCUCCGCGUGUAAUUGAUGGGAAACCCCCCACUUUUCUCCUCUUCCAGACCAUCCUCAGUGCCCCCUGACCCCAUGGAGACCCCUCUGGAGAAAGCCUUAGCUACCCUGGUGUGUACCUUCCACAAAUAUUCGGGCAGAGAAGGCGACAAAUUGACUUUGAGCAAACAAGAAUUGAAAGAGCUGGUAAAACAGGAGCUGGCCUUGGGAGAGAAAAUGAAGGACCGUGGGAUCGACAAGCUGAUGGAGACCCUGGACAAGGAUCGCAACGACGAGAUCGAUUUUAAGGAAUAUACGGGCUUCCUCACAGCCCUCUGCAUGUCCUACAACGAAUUCUUCGAACAAGGUGCAAAAUGAGAAGCGGCCAUCGAAGAGGGAGGGGCUGGCAGAGAAGGAAAGACAGCCCCCCCACUCUUCCUCUCAAGUCCUCCUUUAAGCAUCUCCCCAUAAUGUAUCUCGAUAUCUAAAUUAAUAAAAUGCAGGUCUUCCCGAGUUUGAAGAAAAACGAAAUGCGGAAUACAAGGGGGGACGCGUGGCAAAAAACUGGGAUCGUUUUUGACUGUUAAGUCGUGUCCACUGGUUGGUGACUUUUUAGGCAAGGGUUAAAUUCAAUAAAUUCGAUUCGAUUCAAUUUCCGGGCAGAAAAAUAUUUCUCCCACCGCAAUCGUGGCAAUCCAAGAAACGUCAAUUUACAAACCGGGGCUUGCGAAUUUGCAAGAAGAGAAACCCAGGUUCAGUUCAGUUUCUCCCCCAGCCGAGGAAAUCCAAAUUUUUUUAAAAAACCAACCCUUUUGCAUCUCCCAAAAGGGCUUAAGCCGACAACGCAACCAUGCACCGUUGGGUUGGGUUGGGUUGUGUAGUUUUUUUGCAGCCUAAAUCCCUCCCAGCCACCCACAGAAGGAAGCAGGUGUGAAAAAAAUCAAGCCGUUCAGGUUCGUAUACAACUUUUCACCGACUCCCAAAAGUGAGAUGAGAAAGGUUUCGGCUUCACACUUUGUGUGUGUGUGUGUGUGAGAGAGUCUUGCCCCAAGGUCGCACUUCGAGGUCAGGAGGGGGGAAAAAAUGUGCACAGACAACAAGGCGAGAGAAGCCACAAACUCUCCCCUUUUCUCCAGAUAAUUACAGGAAGACUUUGCCCUGAAGUCGGCCAAGCCAAAGAAAUAGGAACAUUGAUUUAUUCUGUGCCUAUGUGUCCAUUUAAAAUAUAACAGUCUGGUGUGGAAAACCUCAUUUUCUCAGUUGUCGGCAGAGGAAUUACG